This is a messenger RNA of Penicillium verrucosum, 465 nucleotides long. RefSeq names its product cupin domain-containing protein. The record is from RefSeq and is a predicted model, not a curated record. NCBI's taxonomy places the organism in Eukaryota, Fungi, Ascomycota, Eurotiomycetes, Eurotiales, Aspergillaceae. Bases 1 to 465 code for a protein of 154 amino acids. Gene Ontology annotation, cellular component: intracellular anatomical structure. The transcript has 2 exons.
AUGGCGAACAAUCAAUCCGCACAAGAGAUUAUCAAGACAUUGAAUCUCUCCCCACACCCAGAAAAGGGAUACUACGUCGAGACCUUCCGCGACCGCAAUUCAUCAAACGAUCGCUCACAUAGCACGUGCAUUUAUUACCUUCUCGAAGGAAAAAGUGGCCUCUCGCAAUGGCACCGUGUCCUCGAUGGCGUCGAGGUAUGGCAUUACUACGCUGGCGCCCCUAUGCAACUCUCACUAUCCUGGAAUGAUGGAACACCCAUCCGGGACACGAUUCUAGGGAUUGAUUUUGCAGCGGGCCAACGGCCUCAGAAAGCUGUUGAGUGCCAAGAGUGGCAGCAUGCCCGAAGUCUAGGGCCUUGGACCUUAGUUGGUUGCACGGUUGCACCGGCCUUCUUAUUUGAGUCAUUUGAGAUGGCUGAAGCGGGAUGGGAGCCUCGCUCGGACAAAGAGAUUAAAGACCAGUAA